AUGGGUGCUAGUCUCUGCGUUCUGUGUCACCUAAUAUCAGACCAAAACAACAAAUCCUGUGCCAGAGAUGACAACAAUUUGAAGAAGAAAAAAAAAGAAGGAAGAUUUUGCAAGAUUUUGAAAAGAAAGAUGGAGAUGGAGAGAGAAGAGAAGAAGGCUCAAAAUCUGACCCUAGAAGAUUGGAUUCUAGCUUCUCCUGGUUUGAAACCAGACUACAUUAUAAGUUCAGGCGAAGUCUCGUUCUCAUCUAAGCAUUCCAAGAAAAAAGUGCACCCUUGCGGGAGUCAAUGCCGUGGAUCAUUGAUAGCUGAAACCAAAGACAGUUUAUGCUUGAACAGACCCGUGAACCAUCACGAAGAAGGUGGUGAAGAAAUGCUCAGUUCCACAUCCUUAAUGGUGAAAUCAAAGAGAGUGAGGUUUAAACUGCCUCAUAUUGUCAUAUGUUACUCACCCGAUGAGCCUUGUCUGUCAGAAGAGGCUUAUUAUAGUAGUGAAAAUGAAGAGUCGUUUUACUCAUCAAUCUGCAGCGAAUAUUCGAUUGACUCUUCUGGUGGAGAACCCUUUUUCAGACUCGCAGUGGAUACUCUCCCUCAUGUAUCUGUCUCUUCCAAAAUUUGA
Molecule: messenger RNA, 618 nt
Organism: Sphenostylis stenocarpa
Lineage: Eukaryota; Viridiplantae; Streptophyta; Magnoliopsida; Fabales; Fabaceae
Source: the annotation of a GenBank genome assembly